Messenger RNA from Coregonus sp. 'balchen', 870 nucleotides. NCBI's taxonomy places the organism in Eukaryota, Metazoa, Chordata, Actinopteri, Salmoniformes, Salmonidae. The record is from the annotation of a GenBank genome assembly.
AUGUCCCCAGUCCUAGCGGUCACUAAGUCACAGACAAUAUGCUGCUAUGUCCCCAGUCCUGCCAUGGCGGUCACUAAGUCACAGACAAUAUGCUGCUUUGUCCCCAGUCCUGGCCUGGCGGUCACUAAGUCACAGACAAUAUGCUGCUUUGUCCCCAGUCCUGCCAUGGCGGUCACUAAGUAACAGACAAUAUGCUGCUAUGUCCCCAGUCCUGCCAUGGCGGUCACUAAGUCACAGACAAUAUGCUGCUAUGUCCCCAGUCCUGCCAUGGCGGUCACUAAGUCACAGACAAUAUGCUGCUAUGUCCCCAGUCCUGUCAUGGCGGUCACUAAGUCACAGACAAUAUGCUGCUAUGUCCCCAGUCCUGCCAUGGCGGUCACUAAGUCACAAACAAUAUGCUGCUAUGUCCCCAGUCCUGCCAUGGCGGUCACUAAGUAACAGACAAUAUGCUGCUUUGUCCCCAGUCCUGCCAUGGCGGUCACUAAGUCACAGACAAUAUGUUGCUAUGUCCCCAAUCCUGGCGGUCACAGACAAUAUGCUGCUAUGUCCCCAGUCCUGGCCUGGCGGUCACUAAGUCACAGACAAUAUGCUGCUAUGUCCCCAGUCCUGGCCUGGCGGUCACUAAGUCACAAACAAUAUGCUGCUAUGUCCCCAGUCCUGGCGGUCACUAAGUCACAGACAAUAUGCUGCUAUGUCCCCAGUCCUGCCAUGGCGGUCACUAAGUCACAGACAAUAUGCUGCUUUGUCCCCAGUCCUGCCAUGGCGGUCACUAAGUCACAAACAAUAUGCUGCUAUGUCCCCAGUCCUGCCAUGGCGGUCACUAAGUCACAGACAAUAUGCUGCUAUGUCCCCAAUCCUGGCGGUCACUAA